Molecule: messenger RNA, 204 nt
Organism: Cantharellus anzutake
Lineage: Eukaryota; Fungi; Basidiomycota; Agaricomycetes; Cantharellales; Hydnaceae
Exons: 1
Source: RefSeq, a predicted model, not a curated record
CAACUGCCAUUACUACCUGCAUUGGCGAUCACCGACUACAAAUGUCAAGGAAGAACACUGCUGAAAGUGAUUGUGGAUUUGGAAAGUUCUCGUUCCAUUCAGUCUGCUUACAUCAUGCUCUCCUGUGCCACAUCUCUACAGAACCUAUUGCUCCUCAGACCAUUCAGAGCGAAUCAAAUAAUGGCUCACAUGUCAGAAGAUCUA